This is a messenger RNA of Corylus avellana, 1342 nucleotides long. Its product is annotated as putative fructokinase-7. Gene Ontology annotation, cellular component: cytosol. Gene Ontology annotation, molecular function: fructokinase activity. The record is from RefSeq and is a predicted model, not a curated record. NCBI's taxonomy places the organism in Eukaryota, Viridiplantae, Streptophyta, Magnoliopsida, Fagales, Betulaceae. Gene Ontology annotation, biological process: fructose metabolic process.
UUGAUUUUCAUUCAUGUCAAUCUAAAUUCUUGAACUAGAUUGAUGGUCAUUCUUGGGUUUGAAUCAGUUUUGGUUCACAAGUGAAUAUCUUACAUUUUUCCCCCAGUUUUUUUUUUUUUCUUUUUCUUUUUACUCUUGCCCAUUUUUUUGAUUCCUUGGUAAAAUGAGGUUCAUCUAAAGUUUCUUCAAAGGUUUCAUCUAAACCGCAACCUGUUGAUAAAAAUGAAGGGGCUCAGGAGAGAAAACCGCGGAUUGUUUGUUUUGGGGAGAUGUUGAUUGAUUUUGUGCCAACUGUUUCUGGAGUCUCCCUAGCAGAAGCAGUUGGUUUUAAGAAAGCUGCCGGUGGAGCUCCUGCUAACGUUGCUGUUCAGAUAGCAAGGCUAGGAGGCUCAGCAGCUUUUAUUGGCAAGGUAGGUCAAGAUGAGUUUGGCUUCAUGUUGGCUGACAUUCUGAAUCAAAAUAAUGUUGACAAUUCUGGCAUGCGUUUUGACCCACAUGCAAGGACGGCACUAGCAUUUGUUACUCUGAAAAAUGAUGGUGAGCGUGAAUUCAUGUUCUAUCGCAACCCAAGUGCUGAUAUGCUUCUUCGCGAAGACGAAGUUGAAGGAAACUUAAUUAAGGAGGCAAGCAUAUUUCAUUAUGGAUCAAUUAGUUUGAUUGAGGAACCUUGUAGGUCUGCUCAUCUUGCUGCCAUGGACAUAGCUAAGAAGUCUGGUUGUAUUCUAUCUUAUGACCCAAAUUUGAGGCUGCCACUCUGGCCAUCUGCAGAGGCUGCUCGAAAAGGAAUUAUGAGCAUAUGGAACCAAUCUGACAUUAUAAAGAUAAAUGAGGAAGAAACUGCAUUCUUGACUGGAGGUGAUGAUCCUUAUGAUGAUGAUGUGGUAGUAAAGAAGCUUUUCCACCCAAACCUUAUGCUUUUGCUUGUAACUGAAGGGGUAGAAGGCUGCAGAUAUUAUACAAAGGAAUUCAAGGGCAAGGUUGCUGGUUUUAAAGCUGAUGCUAUCGAUACAACUGGUGCAGGAGAUUCUUUUGUCGGUGGGAUAGUGAACAUUUUGGCUUCAGAUCCAAAUCUGUUUAAGGAUGAAAAGCUGUUGAGGGAGGCUCUUCUGUUUGCAAAUGUCUGCGGUGGUAUCACAGUGACAAAGAGAGGAGCUAUACCUGCACUGCCCUAUAAAGAAGCCGUUCUCCAAACUAUAUCAAAAAGUCUGAACUCGAUUCAACAUUGAGGAACGUGUAGGUUCUCAAGACGCAAUCAUUUGAUCUUUUAGUUGUUUUGUAUAUAUUUAUUUGGUAAUAAUUCUUCAGACCAGGAAAAAAAACCAAAUAAAAAAAAUUAAUAAUA